UGUACAAUGUACAUAGAUCUAGGCCAUCAUCAUAUUAUUCUGUUUUUCUUCACAGUUGUUUAAACAGGAAACGUCUGUUCUCAUGGUUUUACUCAGCCACCUGCUAACUUCAAAAAAAUAACCAAAUCAAGGCCCAGAUACCACGGCGAUAUUAUACUGUUGCCAGGAAACUGUUUUAUCUAUCGCUGAUCUGUCUGAUUCCUCCAUCCUACACUCAUUGAUCUGUCUUUUGCGCUCUCUUUCUUCAUACUAAGUCACCCUAGUUCAGUUACUGCGACCUAUUGAGGUGAUACAUUAUUUGAAAAUGUCCACUUUAUAUUGAUCAUUUUAUUUGAAUGCACAAAAUAGCUAAGGUAUUGUGUCUUUAUGUGUUUCAGAUGGAGUUCGCCUGCAGUCAUGUUGUCUGUAAUUUGAGACCCGAUGAAGCAGCAUCCACAGGAGUUUCUCUAAUCGAGUAUGACAACAUAGUGCCUGCUAAACAGCAAGAAGUUCCUCCACCGCUGCCUCCUCGUCGUCUGAGAAAACCUCGGCCUACUUCUCUGCCUCUCCCGCCUCUCCCGCCUCUCCCCACUUUCCAGUGUCCACCUACACAGCUCUCCGCCCCUCCACCUGUCCCACCCAGACUUGACAAGCUGGAGGGAGAAAGCAGACUAAAAGCCAAUCUCAAUGUAGUCUCGCUCAGUAUCGGAAAUCUGGUCAAAAUCAACGAUGCAUCCAACAUGCCGUUUUUUCAAAGCCCAGUGAAAUGUGGGAAAUGUGGCGCUGCCUUGUCAUGUCUGAGUCCUAUGAAGAAGAAUGUGUGGGUGUGUGAGUUUUGUGGGCGUGAAAACAGCGUAGACGACAGUGUGAAGAGAGCGCGUGUGGCUCAGCGUGCAGGUUUACGCAGUGAUGAUCUUUACCUGCCAAGCCAGAGCGACGACGACUACCAAAACCUGGAGAACACCCUGGUCGUGUUCUGUGUGGACAUUUCUGGCAGCAUGAGUGUCACUACAGAGGUUACAUCAAGCAGCGGAUCGCCAGCUUAUAUAUCCAGACUACAGGGUAUCCAGGAUGCCCUCCAGAUGGCGCUGUCGUCCCUGCUGCAGCACUCCCCUCACAGGAGAGUAGCGCUGGUGACGUUCAACGAUGAGGUGGUGAUAUAUGGCGAUGGUACUGGUACUCCUCUCACUCUCAGAGAUUGGGCAUUGGUUGAUUAUGACCAUAUAUGGCAACAGGGGGUAAAUUACCCAAUUCCACACUGUAUAGCUGAGACCUACCACCAACUAAUAAAGAGAGUAAAAGAGCUCAUGGAACAUGGGGCUACGUGUCUUGGUCCUGCAGCGUUAGCGUCAGUUGCCUUGGCAUCAAGGUACCCUGGUUCAAAGGUGGUUUUGUGCACUGACGGCAGAGCCAACAUCGGACUUGGCGAGAUGGAGCAAACUUCGUCUCUCUCCUCCCCUCAUCUUACUUCAUAUUUCUACAAACAGCUGGCUCUACAGGCUGUGGAGAGUGGGGUCAUAGUAUCAGUGAUGACGUUUGAAGGGACAGACUGUCGCCUGGCCGAGGUUGGGCGACUAGCAGACACUACUGGAGGACGGGUGAACAUCGUCAGCAUCGGCACUGUGGCAACAGAGAUCCAAUCAGCCUCCAUGGACAACGUCCUAGCAACAGGAGCCACACUAACGCUGCUUGCUUCAGAUGGAGUGUAUUUUCCCUAUAUGGAUGAAAAUAAUCACAAACUGAUGACAGAAAUCGGAAAUGUGACAGAGGGGCUGGAGAUCACCUUCCAGUUUGCUGUCAAGAAAGAGUUCAAUGCAGUUUUUCUCCAGAGGAACGCACUUCCUUUCCAAGUCCAGCUGAACUUCAAGACCAGAGACCAGCAAAGGGUCACACGUAUCAUCACUGAACAAAGACCAGUUACUGUCUCCAGUCGGAUUUGGGCCGGUAGCCUAAACAUGGCGGUACUUGGUGUUCACUGUGCUCAGCUCUGUGCUAGUUUAACCAUGGAGGGCCGGGUGGGGGAAGCACAGAGGCAACUGAAAGUACAGCAAGACCUGCUCAAACAGAUCAGCAAGCAGCGGCCAAUCCUAAAGGAAGAGGGUAUCUAUGGCAAUUGGAUGGAGACCAUGUCAUCAAUCUGUGACGACAUCACCACAGAGUCCUCUGGUUUAUCUGAUGAAGCAGCUAAGGUGGUGUAUCAGAUGAAGAGAGCAACCAGUGUGAGCAGCAACAUCGACAGCAACACAGCUGAGAACCAGAAGAAGAAAACUAAAAAGAAGAAGGCGCUCUUGGCAGGAAUGUAAAAGGAAGUGUCAUCCACGAAUAGGGAUCAUAUUGUAUUCGGCCAUGUUGGCUUACUUUUUUUUUUAAUCAGCAGUGUAACUAGAAGAUCAGAUGAUUUCACUUCAACCAUUUAAAUACUGAUUUAUAAUUAGCCUCUAGUUAUAAAUCUCCCGUUAAAUCCUUCUGCUUGAUUCAUCUUAUGGUUUUAAAGACAUUCACAGUCACUGUUUUAUAGAAUAUGAUGAAUAAAACAUUUUCAAAAGUAAUUUAUUUCAGUUUUUGUGAAGUGUGGGUCACAUUAAGGAAAAGUCCAGAUAAAAUAAAUGUUUUUACAGGAGCCUGAACAGGAAGUAAAGGGUUAAUACUCAGUCCUUCCAGGAUUUUGCAGUUUCUUUCUUGUAAUUAUUGUGUACAGAAAAAUGCUUGAUUUUGCAGCGUCUCUCAAAAAAUGUGACCCAGUUUGAAAUGUUUUAUUUGCUCUUUGUGUGGUAAAACUGUGGAAAUUGGGAAAAAAUGUAAGCAAAGGGAAAAUUAUGUAAUUUUGUAAAUACUGCUGCCAAUGAAAAGUCAUAUAUAAGAAAGAACUAUAUUUUAGUACAAAUCUUUAAAUGAGUUUUCUGAACAUGAGAACUA
Molecule: messenger RNA, 2895 nt
Organism: Scomber japonicus (chub mackerel)
Lineage: Eukaryota; Metazoa; Chordata; Actinopteri; Scombriformes; Scombridae
Product: circularly permutated Ras protein 1
Exons: 18
Coding region: 336-2282 (648 amino acids)
Biological process (GO): COPII-coated vesicle cargo loading; endoplasmic reticulum to Golgi vesicle-mediated transport; intracellular protein transport
Cellular component (GO): COPII vesicle coat; endoplasmic reticulum exit site
Molecular function (GO): zinc ion binding; SNARE binding
Source: RefSeq, a predicted model, not a curated record